CCCAGGCUCCUCUCAAAGAUUUCGAAAAUGGAGCCUCUCACAACUACUUAUCCUCUGAAAUACUCAGUGCCCAAAGCAAGGGUCUUUGUUGUCUUUCUGUCAAUGGUUUUGUGUACUGCCAUUCUCUGCCUGCUGCAACUCAGAUUUUUUAAACCCAAAAUCAAGGAUUUUUAUUCUUUCGAAGUCAAGGAUUCACGAGGAAGGAUCGUUUCCUUGGAGAAGUACAGAGGGAAAGCAACUUUGGUUGUAAACGUGGCCAGUUACUGCCAACACACAGACAAAAAUUACAUCGCACUGCAAGAACUACACAGAGAGUUUGGUCCCUCCCAUUUCACUGUGCUGGCUUUUCCCUGCAACCAGUUUGGAGAAUCAGAGCCUAGUUCAAGCCAGGAAGUAGAAUCUUUUGCCAGAGGAAACUAUGGAGUGACGUUCCCUGUUUUCCACAAAAUCAAGAUCCUAGGAUCAGAAGCAGAGCCCGCCUUUAAAUUUCUAAUAGAUUCUUCAAAGAAAGAGCCUCGAUGGAAUUUCUGGAAAUACCUUGUCAGUCCUGAGGGUAAAGUUGUGAAAUUCUGGAGACCUGAAGAGCCCAUAGAAAGUAUCAAGCCAGAAGUAGCAUCAUUAAUCAGGCAGAUUAUCAUGAAAAAAAGAGAAGACCUCUGAAAAAGCCAUUCACACUGUGAAUACAUUCCACAGCAUAGGUACGCAGCCUUACUACAUUCCUGAGAAAUGCUUAUGGAAGCUAAACCAUCAGGUGAUGUUACUUCUCUUUGGCGUUAGUAUUUUCAGCUACAAUAUGUCAAAUAAUGUUGGACUGGCUCCUGCAAGGGUCUUGAGAACCACUGAGGUUACUGAGAAUGGCAAGGCACUCAGUACUCCAUUUGCAUGAAGUUCCUGAAUGUUUCUUUAAAUCGCUGACAAUGGCUAAUUACAAUUGUCACCGGCAGGGAGAUAACUAAGAAGGGGAUUUGUUGAUAAAUUACUCAGUAUUUGCACAGAAGAGUUUCAUUUCCCAUCUACCAUUAACAAAUAGAUUUUGAUAUUACAUUAACACAUAAUUGCCCUGACUGAAAGACGUUGAGCCAAGAGGUGUCAUACCAGGGUUUUUAGUGACCAAUGCAACUGAAUUUUCUUGAGGAAAAUUACUGAGUUGUGCAGCUGUCAACUUAGUUGUAAAAAACU
Chroicocephalus ridibundus (black-headed gull) is the source of this 1179-nucleotide messenger RNA. RefSeq names its product glutathione peroxidase 8 (putative) (gene GPX8). Lineage: Eukaryota; Metazoa; Chordata; Aves; Charadriiformes; Laridae. The transcript has 3 exons. Gene Ontology annotation, biological process: response to oxidative stress. Gene Ontology annotation, molecular function: glutathione peroxidase activity. The coding region runs from base 28 to 660 and encodes 210 amino acids. The record is from RefSeq and is a predicted model, not a curated record.